Molecule: messenger RNA, 2661 nt
Organism: Pyrenophora tritici-repentis Pt-1C-BFP
Lineage: Eukaryota; Fungi; Ascomycota; Dothideomycetes; Pleosporales; Pleosporaceae
Source: RefSeq, a predicted model, not a curated record
AUGAGUGACGGCGCAUACUAUCCUGCGCGUCACGACCCUGACAACCCCACCAACCAGCAGUCAUACUACCCUGAUAAUGCUACAUAUCAGCAGCCUUAUUACCCUGCCUAUCAUUAUGUCAUGCCUCCUAGCGGCUAUUUGACCAACGAGCAUGCGCAUACGAGCCCUUCCUCCACAACGCCCGCCCCCACGUUUCCACAAUACUACACACCUUCCAAGCCAUUGCAGUAUGCUUCAUCUGUAGACGUGCUGCCUGCCGGAUAUCCAGAACAAGCAUAUACCUACGGCUGGCCGGCUCCAGCUGCAUAUAGCCAGUACAUGCCAUCGCCAAAUACAAUCGAUGUGUCGGAGGCGUAUGCUAGGAAGAGAAAGCCUGAUGACGAAUACGCAGCCGCGCAACACAAACGGUCAAGGCCAGAAGCAUCGGCAGUAUACCCUACCUCACGGCCAUUGUCGUCAAAUGAUGGCGGUCGGGUUAGCGGACUUCCUCCCGGUACACAACACAAUCCAUUUGAGAUUGACGCGAGCCCGGAGAAGGCAGUGGGGAACAGAGCGGGAGAGUUGAAGAAGAAUCUAGGGCACUCCAACCUCCCAAAUGAUCUCAGGGAGGCUGGACUCUAUGUUCAGAAGCCUGAUCCCUCUGCGAAGAAAAGCAAACUCUAUGCAGUACCUGGCGGGAGAAUACCGGGUAUAUACACCGACUACCAGUUGGUCAUGCAGCAAACAGACAAGUAUCCAGAUUCGCGCCACAAGAAAUUUGGGAGCGAAGAUGAGGCUUGGGAGUUUAUGAACGCCAAUAGGCAGUACGUUGAGACAGCACUCCAACGCCCGAAAGAGAGUGAUCGUUCCUCAUACACAUCGCCUCCUCCACCCUACACACCUCACGCAUAUGCUCUUCCGACCCCACCCUCAGAGCGAUGUGCGCAACCAGCAAACGAUGGUACAUCAUCACCUACGGAACGACCACUUUCAGCGAAUCCACCGGAUACCCAUGCAGUCCAUUACGUACCCGAACUUGAACCCACAUUGAGCACCGAGCAGCAACAUGUGGUUGAUCUGGUUAUGAGGGGACGUAACGUAUUCUAUACCGGAUCUGCAGGAUGCGGGAAGUCUACCAUCUUAAAGGCUGUAGUCAGAAAACUGAAGGAACAAGGAAAGCAUGUCCAGAUCAUAGCACCUACCAACCUCGCAGCUCUCAAUGUCAACGGGCAGACAAUAUGGAGCUUCGCUGGAUGGACGCCGAACUCGAUCAAAAAGUCUCUGGAUAAAUUGAAGUCAGCUGCUUGUGGAGAGGAAUCGUGGGAAAGGUUCAAUAUGGUGGACGUGCUCAUCAUUGAUGAGAUCAGCAUGAUUGAAAACCACAUGUUGGAACGUUUGAGUCAAGUCAUGAGCAGUGCUAGAGGGCCAGAUCGUGGACCGUUUGGUGGCGUGCAGGUUGUUUGUACAGGUGACUUCUUUCAGCUGUCGCCUGUAAAGCCAUUCGCUCAUUGUCUCGGUUGCGGCUGGGAUCUGAAGCGUGCAUUCAGGAAUAGCGAAAUAAAGUACACAUGCGAUAACCGUCAGUGUCGUUACAGCCAUUUUUUGGAUACUGAUAAAUGGGCGUUUUGCAGCAAAGCCUGGCAGGAAUGCGACUUCGAGCACAUAAAUCUCACUGAGAUCCACAGACAGAGCGACAAGAAGUUUAUUAGUAUUCUUCAAAAGAUCCGAAUAGACGGCACGAUUGUGGAAAACCACAAAAACAUCCUCCUUAACCACAAGUCUGAGGCAGAAGGGGGCGUUAAACUCUUUUCAAAGGUCGCAGCUGUCGAGAAAGAAAACAGGGAAAACAUUGACAAGCUACUUUCCGAACCUAUCGACUACAAGAGCCUCGACACUUUCGAUUGGAGGAACCGAGAAGACAUAUCACUGUCGAAAUACCAAAAGGAAUCGGAUAAAGUGCCUGGCACAUUGCAGCAACUGAAUGAUCAUCGUUACGACGCUAAUAUAAGGCUCAAGGUCGGGAUGCGAGUAUUACUCAAGGCAAAUGUCGAACCGACGUCUGGCCUUGUUAAUGGCGCCCAAGGUACCCUUAUUGAUCUUGAACCGUUUGACGAACACAAAUUACCACGCAAAUCAGAAAGCAAAAAUGACAUAAGCGGCAGUAUCAAAGGUUCCCACGCCAAGUAUGCCGAGCGUCAGAUCAAGGUAUACGCCGACCGUAACCAAAGAAAGCCGUGGCCAAUCGUGCAGUUCGACAAUGGCUUGACUAGAACAAUAUAUGCCGACUGUACUUGCAACGAAGUCGGGGACGACGAGCCAGUCAGUGUGUUAUCGAGGACACAGAUUCCACUUGUAGCAGGGUGGGCUCUGAGCAUCCACCGUGCACAAGGAAUGACGUUAGACCGUGUAAUUGUAGAUCUCAGUGAGGUUUUUGAGUCGAGUCAGGUAUAUGUUGCUCUCAGUAGAGCUCGCUCGUUGGGAGGUCUGAAGGUCUCAGCACUUCCGAGAAGAAAUUUGCCAGGAACGAACCAACAGGUGAAGGAGUUUUUCUUGAAACAUCUUGCCAAGAACUCGCCUUAUUCUUCUCAGAUGCCCUCUGCAUCACAGGCAUCACAAGCGUCACAAGCGUCACAGGUGUCACAGGCGUCACAGGCGUCACAGGUGGCGUCUUCUCAAACAUGA